Uranotaenia lowii is the source of this 1937-nucleotide messenger RNA. Its product is annotated as protein takeout-like. The transcript is spliced from 4 exons. Lineage: Eukaryota; Metazoa; Arthropoda; Insecta; Diptera; Culicidae. The record is from RefSeq and is a predicted model, not a curated record. The coding region runs from base 825 to 1643 and encodes 272 amino acids.
UUUUUAUUAGUACAUGAACAGUCCAUUGAAACAGACGUGCGUUGUCGGAAAAUUUUUCGCUGAAGACUUGUUGCCUGUUUCAGGUGUGUAACGAGCGCAAAAGUGUUUACAACUCCUUAAAACUGGCAGUCGAUCUCUGCGGUAGAGCCAAAAGAACUUUGAACCAGCUAGGCGCCUGAAAGUGAACGUAUGAGGUCUCGUUACGUGUAAUUUUUUUUACAAGUUGUCGUCGUCACUAUAUGGAAAACUUGCAGAGAUACUUCAAUCAAGUCCUUGCGUAACCGUCAAAAAUCUGUCACAUACCUGUAUCUCUUUUGAAGCUCGUUAAAAGUGACCGGUAAAGAGUUUUUUUUCCUCAAUCAGUGCGCGAGAGAUCGUCGACCCGAAUAAGAACUUGAAAUCGGAAGGUGUCCUAAAGUUCAAACAUAGCACGAAUUCCGUUGCGCAACGCAUUGCCGCAUACGAUCGUGAUCGUUGAACUUUGUUGGUGCUAACACAUAAAAGUGGAAAACGGACCGGUUUGGAAAAUUCUUUGACAGAAAACUCACCGUCGCAGUCUCUUCUAUUCGGAACUUCUAGAAUUCAAUAAAGUUCUACAGAGGUGCAGCAGUAACUGGAAAGAUUUUGCAACUUGUUUGGCCUUGUCAGUUCGGAAGGCACGAUUAAAAUCUGACAACCAAGAUCUAGGCAGCAUCGAGUACCUUCCCAUUUUACUUACUUAUUUCCAUCAUACGUACGUACUUAGUAGUUAGCAAACGACCGGAAAGAAACAAAAUCUAGCCACGGCAGAAGGAAGCUGAUCAGUUCUUACAAAGUUUGCAAUCAUGAACGACGCGUUGCGACGACUACGACGGCGACAAUCGGCGAUCGGUUCGGUGACGACGGUUCUAACGAUCCUGAUUUUAGUGGUGGAAAUCGAGGCCAAAGAUAUCGUUAUCCGGAACAAGGAUUUUCCACAGUUUAAGGAAAAGCCUGAAUGGUUGCGGGUCUGCCGGAGGGAAAAUCCCAAUGAAGAUAACUGCUUCAAGAAAAUGUUCGAAGGAACGUUCCCGUACAUUGCUAAAGGAAUCCCGGAAAUCGGUGUCCAAUCGUUUGACCCGCUACGCAUCGAAUCGGUCCAGGUAUCCCGGGGUUCCGGCGCUCUAACGCUGAGUGGUGGUUUCAAGAAGCUCAACAUCAAGGGGCCCUCCAAUACAACCGUUAAGCGAGCCCAUUUGGAUUUUAAAACCAACGCCCUGAGUUUCGAUCUGGAGAUUCCGAAGCUGAAAAUCGAUGCAGCCUACAAUCUGAAGGGAAACGUUUUGCUGCUCCCUCUCGUCGGCGACGGUGACGUAACGAUGGUGCUCAAAGACGUCAAAACAACUGUCACCACCAAGAUCGGCGUGCGUCCUUUGCCUGAGGACGCAAUCUUUAUCGAGGAGAUGAAAGUAACUUUUCUGGUUGGUGGAAUGCGCAUUCAUCUGGACAACCUCUUCCAAGGCAACCAAGUUCUGGGGGCGUCGCUGAAUCUGUUCCUGAAUCAAAAUGCCAACGAGGUGAUCUCCGAACUAAGAACAGAUCUCGAGCAUGGCCUGGCGGACAUCUUCAUUGGACUGUGGAAUGAGCUGUUUAACAAACUGCCACUGAAAUUGUGGAUCAAGUGAUUGACACUGUAUUGAAAACCUUUAAAAAAUAAAACUCUCCAAACGGAAGCACUGAAAUGCACCACAAAACGCAUGGGAACGUACAAUCUCUGUAAAUAUUGGAUGUGUCUAGGAUUUUGUGAUUUAUUUUUAUUUUAUUUUUCUUCCUUUGCCAAUACUAAGUAUUUUUAGUUUAAUGAACAACUGUGUACAACUUCGUAGUUUCUUUGUUUUCGGAAGAAAUGUCUAAAGUAAUGAUUAUUCUUAAUGUUAGGAUAGCGAAAUUUAAGCUGUAAAUAAAUAUUGAAAUCGAAA